This is a messenger RNA of Raphanus sativus (radish), 3193 nucleotides long. Its product is annotated as filament-like plant protein 4. The record is from RefSeq and is a predicted model, not a curated record. The transcript has 5 exons. The coding region runs from base 292 to 3093 and encodes 933 amino acids. NCBI's taxonomy places the organism in Eukaryota, Viridiplantae, Streptophyta, Magnoliopsida, Brassicales, Brassicaceae.
AUAAAAAAAAAAAGAAGAGAAAGCGUUGUUUAAAGGAGAGCCUCUGCUACGUUUUAGGCUUUGAAGUGAUACAGAAGGCAUAGAUUGUUUUCACCAUCAGCAUCACCGUCACUAAACACCAUAGCCCACCACAACUCUUCUCUCUCUCUCUUAGAAACAGAGUUGAUUCCUUGUUUUCUUGUUUUCAAUCUAGUGUUUUCUCAUUGACUAUCUCCUGAUUGUUGCUUUUCUAGAGAUUCUGUUUCACUGCUGCAUUUUGGAAUUUUCCGUGACUAGAGUUGUUUUGUAUAGAUGGAUCGUAAGAGUUGGCCAUGGAAGAAGAAGUCCUCUGAGAAAGCUACUCCAGUCACAGACCAGGACCAGGACCAGGAAAAUGGGAAGAAGACAAGCUACAUCCAGAUCUCAUUUGAUCAAUACUCUCAUUUCAACAGUUUGAAAGAUGAUGUUCACAAGUACGAGGAACUAGUUGCCAAUCUACAAGAUCAGAUCAAGGAGUUAGAUUCCAAGCUAUCUACAGCAAAUGCAGAUAUCACAGCCAAGGAGGCUCUGGUCAAACAGCACUCCAAAGUCGCUGAAGAAGCUGUCUCAGGCUGGGAAAAAGCUGAAGCAGAAGCUUCGGCUUUGAAAACGCAUCUCGAAACCGUUACCCUCGCCAAGCUCACCGUUGAAGACAGGGCUGCUCAUCUAGACGGAGCUCUAAAAGAGUGUAUGAAACAGGUAAGGAGUCUAAAGGAAGAGAACGAACAGAAGCUGCAUGAUGUCAUUGUAACUAACACCAACCAAAUGGACAAGCUCAGAGACGAGAUCGAGUCCAAGAUCGGAGAGUUCGAGCGAGAACUGCUCCGGUCUGGAGCCGAGAACGACGCGCUGUCUAAAUCACUGCAAGAGCGUUCCAACAUGGUUAUGAGGAUAAGCGAAGAGAAGUCCCGAGCAGAGUCCGAGAUCGAGCAUCUCAAGAACAACAUAGAGUCUUGCGAAAGGGAGAUCAACACUCUCAAGUACGAAACGCAUGUGAUCACCAAAGAGCUCGAGAUACGCAACGAGGAGAAGAACAUGAGCAUGAGAUCAGCAGAAGCGGCGAACAAGCAGCAUUUGGAAGGUGUCAAGAAGAUUGCAAAGCUGGAAGCUGAGUGCCAGAGGCUACGCACUCUGGUGAGAAAGAAACUCCCUGGUCCUGCGGCGCUUGCGCAGAUGAAAAUGGAGGUUGAGAGUUUAGGGAGAGGAGACUAUGGAGACCAUCAUAGACAAAGGAGGUCACCUGCUAGGCCGUCUAGUCCUCUCAUGUCCCCAAUGUCACAGAUCUCUGACUUCUCGCUUGACAAUAUGCAGAAGUUUCACAAAGAGAAUGAUUUGUUGACGGAGCGGUUGCUUGCCAUGGAAGAAGAGACCAAUAUGCUUAAAGAAGCUUUGGCAAAGCGUAACAGCGAGCUUCAAGUGUCGAGGAACCUCUGUGCUAGAACAUCAAACAGGCUUCAAACACUGGAAACUCAGAUUAUGAGUAAGAGUCCAAGCAAGAGUGGCUUUGAAAUGCAUGUUAGUAAUCCUCCUAGCAUGGCUUCAAUGUCUGAGGACGGAAACGAAGAUGCUAGAAGCAUUGCAGGGUCUUUGAUGUCUGAACUCUCUCAAACCAACAAGGAUAGAAACAGCGAGAAGAUGAAGAAGAACAACGAGAGUGCUAACCAGUUGGAGCUUAUGGAUGAUUUUCUAGAGAUGGAGAAGCUAGCUUGUCUACCAAGUGGUGAUUCCGAUGCUGAGAUUCUACCACUGAAGAAAAGAAUCUCAACUUUGCUCCAGUCUCUCCCCAAAGAUGCUGCCUUCGAGAAGAUUUUGGCAGAGGUACGGUGUGCCAUUGAAGAUGCAGGUGGACCUAAUGUAAACGGUCAUGCAGAAGAGAAGGAGAUAGCUCUUCAAAAUGAGACCACAGAGGAAAAAGUUACACAAGAACUGGCUCAUGCUCUCUCUCAGAUUUACCACUUUGUUUCCUACCUUGCGAAAGAAGCAACGCUGUGUCAGGAGGACACAUUCUCCCCAAAAGUUCAAGAGUUGUCUGUCACACUUGACAGAGUAUUGAGCAAGGAGAAGACUCUGGUUGACUUUUUGUUUGACCUCUCGCGAGUUUUAGUAGAAGCUACUGAGCUGAAAAUCAACGUGGUGGGACUUAAAGCAUCUGAAGUGGAGGAGAUUCACAGCCCUGAUUGCAUUGAUAAAGUCGCUCUAUCCGGUGAGCAUUACCAGAGUGGUUGUUCUCAGAGCUCUGAUUCCGAGAUUCCAGAUGAUAGCAUCGGCUACGAACACAAGCUCUCACCAGUUCCUUGUAAAUUUACAUCAGAAGAGUUUGAAGGGUUGAAACUCGAGAAAGAAAAGGCAGAGACCAACGUUGCAAGCUGUGAAGCAGAUCUUGAAGCAACUAAGUCGAAACUACAAGAAACAGAGCAGAUUCUUGCUGAAGUGAAGUCAGAUUUGGAAUUUGCUCGGAAGUCUAAUGGCAUGGCCGAGACACAGCUCAAAUGCAUGGUUGAAUCAUACAGAUCUCUCGAAACUAGAUCAGCGGAGCUGGAAGUCGAGUUGAGUUCUCUUAAAGUCAAAAUCGAAAACUUAGAAGAUGAGCUUCAUGAGGAAAAGGAAAACCACCGUGAGGCUUUAACCAAGUGCCAAGAACUCGAGGAGCAAUUACAAAGGAACAACCAAACCUGCCAGACUAGUUCAGUAACUGAAGCUGAUGAUCCAAAAAGCAAACAGGACAAUGAAUUAGCAGCUGCUGCAGAGAAGCUACAAGAGUGUCAAGAGACUAUAUUGCUACUCGGGAAGCAACUCAAAUCCAUGUCUCCUCAAACAGAACAGGUUGCUUCUUCUCCAAGCCUAGAACAAGCCCUAAACACAGUAGAAGAAAACGAAUACACAACUUCCACAAAUCCUCAAGACAAAACAUCGAGUUCGCCUUCACACAAAGACACACCAUCGAUGACCACAAUGAGAUCUCCUGUAGGGUCGAAACAUAGACACACCAAGUCAAACUCAUCAUCUUCCUCUUCCGGAUUCACCCCUGAGAAACACUCUAAAGGACUCAGCAGGUUCUUCUCUAAAGCAAAGUGAACAAAAGAGUAUAAUAUCGUAUCUAUUGCUAUGUAUAUGGGUUUUUAUUAUGUAAAGAACAUACGACUUUGGAUCAAUAAGACACAAAAUGUUACACACA